Acinonyx jubatus (cheetah) is the source of this 2337-nucleotide messenger RNA. RefSeq names its product microspherule protein 1 (gene MCRS1). The coding region runs from base 560 to 1987 and encodes 475 amino acids. The transcript has 15 exons. Gene Ontology annotation, biological process: positive regulation of transcription by RNA polymerase II. NCBI's taxonomy places the organism in Eukaryota, Metazoa, Chordata, Mammalia, Carnivora, Felidae. The record is from RefSeq and is a predicted model, not a curated record. Gene Ontology annotation, cellular component: NSL complex; Ino80 complex; MLL1 complex. Gene Ontology annotation, molecular function: protein binding; G-quadruplex RNA binding.
CGCCCCCUUCAUCACAUUCCCGGGGCGAACCGGAAGAGAUCGCGCCUCCCCUAGUUCGCAGACCCGGAAGUAGAUGUGUCUCACGGAAGCCGGGUUUGGCCCUGCGGCUGCUGCCGUCGCCGCGGAGAAAUUGUUGGAGCUGGCAGCCUAGGAAUGAAUCUCCUCUCAGCCUCUAAGCUCACCUGGUCAGAAUCCUUGGAUGAGCCUGUGGGACCCUUCCUCCUAGCCCUGUGGUUUGGAACCAGUGGCUUUGGGACUGUAAGAGGAUGGACAAAGGUAGUAUGAGGCCAGGCCAGCUCCCCAAACGCUCAGGCGCCAAGCAUCUGCUGAUUCCACCCCGUGCCUGGCACGUAUGUCUUUUCGUCCUGACUGGGCAUUGCCACCUCCCCCUGGGCCAGCACCACCCACGUACCUCUCGGCAGAGGCCACAAUUGACUGACUUGCUGUUGAGCUGCCGCUCUUUGGCACGGCUGCAUUUUGAUGGCAGAGGGAGCAGUUAUGCCCAGAGCCCGGUGUGUCGGCAUCACCAGUCUGACCUGAGCACCAUGUGCUGCACGACAUGACACGUGGCACCGGGAGAACUGCCCAGCGUGGAAGGUCUGGGCCAGAUUCUCAGGGGCUGCUAGAUUCAUCUCUGAUGGCAUCAGGCACUGCCAGCCGCUCAGAGGAUGAGGAGUCGCUGGCAGGGCAGAAGCGGGCUUCCUCCCAGGCCUUGGGCACCAUCCCUAAACGGAGAAGCUCCUCCAGGUUCAUCAAGAGGAAGAAGUUUGAUGAUGAGCUAGUGGAGAGCAGCCUGGCUAAGUCCUCUACCCGGGCGAAGGGAGCCAGUGGGGUGGAACCAGGGCGCUGUUCGGGGAGUGAACCUUCCUCCAGUGAGAAGAAGAAGGUGUCCAAGGCCCCUAGCACUCCCGUGCCGCCCAGCCCAGCCCCAACCCCUGGACUCACCAAGCGCGUGAAGAAGAGCAAACAGCCACUUCAGGUGACCAAGGAUUUGGGCCGCUGGAAGCCAGCGGAUGACCUCCUGCUCAUCAAUGCUGUGCUGCAGACCAACGACCUGACAUCUGUCCACCUGGGCGUGAAGUUCAGCUGCCGCUUCACCCUUCGGGAAGUCCAGGAGCGCUGGUACGCCCUGCUCUACGAUCCGGUCAUCUCCAAGCUGGCUUGCCAGGCCAUGAGACAAUUGCACCCAGAAGCCAUUGCCGCCAUCCAGAGCAAGGCCUUGUUUAGCAAGGCUGAGGAGCAGCUGCUGAGCAAAGUGGGAUCGACCAGCCAGCCCACCUUGGAGACCUUCCAGGACCUGCUGCACAGACACCCUGAUGCCUUCUACCUGGCCCGUACUGCCAAGGCUCUGCAGGCCCACUGGCAGCUCAUGAAGCAGUAUUACCUACUGGAGGACCAGACAGUGCAGCCGCUGCCCAAGGGGGACCAAGUGCUGAACUUCUCCGACGCAGAAGACCUGAUUGAUGACAGUAAGCUCAAGGACAUGCGGGAUGAGGUCCUAGAACAUGAGCUGACGGUGGCCGACCGGCGCCAGAAACGAGAGAUUCGACAGCUGGAACAGGAGCUGCAUAAGUGGCAGGUGCUGGUAGACAGCAUCACAGGCAUGAGCUCUCCUGACUUCGACAACCAGACUCUGGCGGUGCUGCGGGGCCGCAUGGUGCGGUACCUGAUGCGCUCCCGAGAGAUCACCCUGGGCAGAGCAACCAAGGAUAACCAGAUUGAUGUGGACCUGUCUCUGGAGGGUCCGGCCUGGAAGAUCUCCCGGAAGCAAGGUGUCAUCAAGCUGAAAAAUAAUGGUGAUUUCUUCAUUGCCAAUGAGGGUCGGCGGCCCAUUUACAUCGAUGGACGGCCUGUGCUGUGUGGCUCCAAAUGGCGCCUCAGCAACAACUCCGUCGUGGAGAUCGCCAGCCUGAGAUUCGUCUUCCUCAUCAACCAAGACCUCAUUGCCCUUAUUCGGGCCGAGGCCGCCAAGAUAACGCCACAGUGAGGAGUGGUGGCGGGACCCGUGUGCUCUCUCUGGCCUCCGGUUCCCCUGCCAUUCCAGCCCCUAGGAGCUAGGAACUCAGGCUCCUGGAAAAACCAUGGUGGGCAGGAGGAGACCCAACUGGCCCAUUGAUCUGAGCCUCUGUGGGAGGGCAGGGCUGGUCCUUGGGAAGCUCCUCGAGGCUGGAACCCUCCGGCUUCCUUAGAGCCAGAGCCCCUCCCCUUCUCUCUCUGCAGACCACCCUCCUCUGCCCCUCAGAUUCCCACCUUUUCCCUUUGUCUCCAGCUGAUUGGCUUCAGACUUUUCCUUUAUUAUUUUUCUUUUGUAAAUAAAAAGCACCGAGUUCCAAAGUA